Messenger RNA from Tribolium madens (black flour beetle), 1835 nucleotides. Its product is annotated as synaptotagmin-15-like. Gene Ontology annotation, cellular component: membrane. The transcript has 10 exons. Gene Ontology annotation, molecular function: phosphatidylserine binding; calcium ion binding; syntaxin binding. The coding region runs from base 130 to 1545 and encodes 471 amino acids. Gene Ontology annotation, biological process: regulation of dopamine secretion; calcium-ion regulated exocytosis; regulation of calcium ion-dependent exocytosis. NCBI's taxonomy places the organism in Eukaryota, Metazoa, Arthropoda, Insecta, Coleoptera, Tenebrionidae. The record is from RefSeq and is a predicted model, not a curated record.
GAGUCGUACCCUAUUUUCCAGCGCGACAACUUUAAUUCCCGUGGAUCAAACUUACGCUUCAUCAACGACAAAAUAAACAGUUUUUGCAAGAAUAAAUAUGUGAAUCCCCGACCGCCCCAACGCACUAUAAUGGAAAAUCAAUUGUGGAAACGUAAACUGCUGAGCACUUGGCGCAAGGAUCAACAAUGGUACGCUGACAAAUUGGCAAUCCUGCGGAGCGUGCGGUCGUCGGAGACCCCACCGGGAGACAUCCAAUCGUCACCAACAGGAGAGACCUUCAAGGAGUACGUGGUGUCGGAACAAACUCCCGGCGAAUUGCAACGACACGAAAUCCUGUACUCCUCGGUAGCUGUCGGCAUUGUCCUGAUUGUAUUUAUUUCGGUGGGUAUUUUAUUUUUCCUUCGUCGUCGCAAAACUAAAAACGCUGACGAGGAACACGCCGCUUCCAGUAUCCUUGUUUAUCCAUCUCAGCAAGGAACAGCGCCUCAGUUUUUGACGAAAGAGAUCCAUUUCAGUCUUCCACCUUUAAGGAGCACCUCACUGGGCGACCUUACUGAACCGGAUGAUUCCGAUGUAGACACCGAAAGUUUACUGCUUCCCACGGUUUCGAAUCAAAGAUCGAAUUCUUUCAGUUGUUACGGCUUGGGGGUGAUAGAGCCGGCUCUGUAUAAGAGUACGCUAGAUUUAGACGAGAUUCAGUGGCCUGAAGGACAUAUUGGGAGGAUUUGGUUUUCGCUGAGGUAUGAACCGUCAACGGAAAAGUUAUUGGUCUCCUUGCUCAAGGCGAAGAAUUUACCGUCGAGGACGGUUGGCACGGUCAAUAGCUGCGAUCCCUUUGUGCGUUUGCACUUAAUGCCCGACGAAAGACGUUACUUACAAUCCAAACAAAAGAAGAAGACAUGCAAUCCCUACUUUGACGAAACCUUGGUCUUCCAAGUCUCACAGAAAGAUAUGUCGGAUCACACCCUAAAACUGACAGUAAUCGACGGCAGUAGGACUAAACGAAGAUCCGAAAUCGGACACGUGACGUUUCCACUCAAGGAUUUGGAAAUUGGUGACGGGACCGAACAGCAGCUUUUCAAAUUGGACUUGGAAAAGGAGCCGCAAGAGAUCAAGUCGAAUUUGGGAGAAUUGCUUGUGUCGCUGCUCUACAACGAAAAUUUGAGUCGGCUUACAGCGACUGUGAUAGAGGCCAGGGGGUUGAAGUUCCAGGGUGACAAACACGAGGCUUACGUGCGCCUCACCCUGAACCAGCACUACCGCAGCGUGAAAGAAAAGCGCACCGGCGUAGCGCGACCUUCCCGCGACGGUGCCGUGACCUUCACCGAAGGCUUCAACUUCAAACUGGCCCCAUCUCAGGUGGACAUCUCCAGCUUAGCUUUCCACGUGUUCCAGGCGACUUCUGGUUACGGUAGGGACAAGUUGAUCGGGAAGUGCGUCCUGGGCUCGUAUAUGUUCGCAAGAGGCAAGGCUCUGAUCCAGUGGAACACGGCCAUCGCCAACCCUAUGGAACAGAACCAGCAAUGGCACAUCUUGUGUGAAUAGAGUCGACGUAAAAAUUACAUUUCGCUGUUGUAAACAUGUAGAAAAACCUCCAGGAAUUUCCAGAAUGAGUUACAUUCAUGAUUGAAAGCACGCGUUGUUUAUCCAACAGCUAAAUUUAUCUCCAACCAAAAAUUUUUUCCAGAUGAAACAUUUUUGCACAAGGAGCGCAAUUGAAAGACUUGAAUUAACACCCGAUAUAUUUUCAAAUAUACCUUCUUUAGGAGAUAGAUUAGAUUAUUUAGAAAUAUAUGUAUACAAUUAUUAUUGAAAUCAAUAAAUUAUAAUACUAC